Messenger RNA from Stylonychia lemnae, 1119 nucleotides. The record is from the annotation of a GenBank genome assembly. Lineage: Eukaryota; Ciliophora; Spirotrichea; Sporadotrichida; Oxytrichidae.
AUGCAAGAACUUUCUGGCUUCAAAGCUUUCUUUAUUUUUAUUGGCAGUCUACUAAUUUCUUUCUCGAUAACUCUGUUUCUCAGAUACUUUGGCAAGAUUGAUCACAUUGGAAUUCAUUUCAGGAAAAUGCAGAGAGGGAAUAAGGCAAGAUUUUUUGAAAAAUACUUGAGCUUUAUCACAGGCUUAAUUCUAAUUCCAACUAUUCUAAAUUUCAUUAAUGGAUAAGACAUUAACUUCUCUAAUGGAAAUAAAUACAAGAUAUUUGAUGAUGAUACCUACUCAUAAGAUUUGACAAACGGCUCCCAGGGAGGCACAAAUUUAUUAAGUUUAAUUCUGGGUGGAUUUCUAAUGGGAGUUGGAACUAAAAUGACAAAGGGAAGCACUUUGAAUCAUGCUAUUAUUGGCAUCCCAAAGAUGCAAAAGCAAUCAAUUGUCAUUGUAUUACUAUCAAUUGAAGUAGCUGUCCUAGUCUCUACAUUCAAAAGCUAUAUUCCAUUCCUCUCGAUGAAUAAUCUUAAAUUCAGUGAUUUCUUCUAGUAAAUUAUGCACUACCUCUGCUGGAUAUUAUUCUUAUUUAUGCAAUUUACUUGUUUCUACCUGACUCAUUAGACGUUCAUGUGGUUUUAUAAACUUUAGUACAUUUUAAACUAUAUUUUUGGAGCUGUUCUCGGCAUUGGUCUUACUUUAUGUGGCUUCUGUUCUCCCUCACUCUUUAGAUCUAGUCUAGCUGUUGGUGAUUAAUGGAACUCAACUGUUACGCUAUCAUUGAUUAGUACCGUUGUAUUUAAUUCAAUAAGCUUCAACCUCUACCUCGAUGAUGAGACUCCGAAAUUUGAAAGAAUUCUGGGGGACUUAAAAUAGCCUAAUAGAGAAGAAAAAAAUAUAUUCAACAAGCGAUUGCUGUUUGGAGCUGCUAUAAUGGGAUCAGGACUUGGAUUGAGUGGACUUCAACCAAUGACUGCUUUGAUAAAUUUAUUUACCUGCUUUCAUGUGAUUGUCAUCUGGCUUGCAACUUUUGCUUCUGGCUAGACAUUUUAUUAGAUAAUAAAGACACUAUUAGGAAGGAUAAGAAAUUAAAAUGAGUGUGGUGAAUUCCUGAUCCAUCCAUAUUAGAGGUGA